Molecule: messenger RNA, 2424 nt
Organism: Rhinichthys klamathensis goyatoka
Lineage: Eukaryota; Metazoa; Chordata; Actinopteri; Cypriniformes; Leuciscidae
Gene: pip4k2ca
Product: phosphatidylinositol-5-phosphate 4-kinase, type II, gamma a
Exons: 11
Coding region: 262-1515 (417 amino acids)
Biological process (GO): phosphatidylinositol metabolic process
Molecular function (GO): phosphatidylinositol kinase activity
Source: RefSeq, a predicted model, not a curated record
AGAUCUGUUCCUCUGAACUUGUGGGAGGAGCAUCUGGAUCACUGCCACACUUCAGCAACCUAGUGUUGUUCACUUCCAUGGAGAAUCGGUCCAUCUGGGCCUGCAAAACACAGCGGAAAACCGGCCCCCGCGGCUUAGCUUAGCGCUUGUGCUGUUCGACCGUUGAUUGUCAGUUAGAGGAACCGGAGCAGGGACAGAGGGAGAUCCGAGAGGAAAACAGACCGCUGCUGCUGCUGCGUUACAGGGGAGUGACCGACAGUGAUGAUGGCGUCUCUCAGUAACACCGGCAGCGCCUCCAGCCCGAUGGUCAUGCUCGCCCCCAAAACCAAGACCAAAAAGAAACAUUUCGUGCAGCAGAAGGUGAAAGUGUUCAGGGCGAGCGACCCGAUGCUCAGCGUGUUCAUGUGGGGCGUUAAUCAUUCGAUAAAUGAUUUAAAUCAAGUUCCAGUGCCCGUCAUGCUGCUCCCUGACGACUUCAAAGCCAACACCAAAAUUAAAGUGAACAACCAUCUCUUCAACAAGGAGAAUCUUCCAGGCCACUUUAAAUUUAAGGAGUACUGUCCACAAGUUUUCAGGAACCUCAGGGAGCGAUUUGGAAUUGAAGAUCUUGACUACCAGGUGUCCCUGGCCCGCAGUGCGCCCAUGAAAGGCGAUGGACAGGGAGAAGGUCUUCUCUUCACGUCCUAUGACCGUACGCUGAUAGUGAAGCACAUCUCCAGUGAAGAAGUAGCCGACAUGCACAACAUUCUGUCCGAGUAUCACCAGCAUAUAGUGAAGUGUCAUGGCAGUACACUUCUCCCUCAGUUUCUGGGCAUGUACCGCGUUACGGUGGAGAGUGAGGACACGUACCUGAUCGUCAUGAGGAACAUGUUCAGCCACAGACUCGUUGUCCACAGGAAAUACGAUCUGAAGGGAUCCCUGGUUGAUCGUGAGGCCAGUGACAAAGAGAAGGUAAAAGAGCUCCCCACUUUUAAAGAUGUGGAUUUCAGAAAUAACCUGCAGAAGGUGUAUGUGACAGAGGAACAGAAAGAGAAGAUUAUGGAGAAGCUAAACCGAGAUGUAGAGUUCCUGGUGAAGCUGAAGAUAAUGGACUACAGCCUGUUGCUGGGCAUCCAUGACGUGGCCCGUGGCGAGCGGGACGAUGAGGAUGCCGAGGAGCCCUGCUGUGAAGAUGAUGCUGAUCCCGAGAACGGCCUUGCUCCGGCUGCACAGGUCGGCUCUUACGGCACGUCGCCAGAGGGCAUCGCCGGUUACAUGAACUCCUUCAAACCCCUGGGCCCUGGAGAAUUUGACCCUUACGUUGAUGUAUACGCUGUCAAAAGCGCGACAGGAGCGCCACACAGGGAGGUGUAUUUCAUGGGCCUCAUUGACGUGUUGACACAGUACGACACUAAGAAGAAAGCUGCCCACGCGGCAAAGACCGUUAAACAUGGCGCUGGUGCUGAAAUAUCUACGGUUCAUCCAGAGCAGUAUGCCAAACGAUUCCGGGAAUUCAUCUCCAACAUUUUUGCGUAACCACCUCUGGGUGCCCUUAUCCACACUUAUCACAAGGAUGAAAUAUGCACCGGACAUGUUCUUCACAGGCUUUGUCAGAUUCACUCUACAUGUUUCUGCAGUUUCUAUCUACUGUCGUCAUAUUGAUUAGUUGAUAUCUUUUAGCGCCUGUUGGCUGUGCUUCAUAUUUUCAUAUAGUUUCAUAACACGAUAUUUAAGCAUGACAUGUUGACGGGAACUUCACAUUCUCAUCCACACUACAUCUACUUUCAUUAAGUGCAUCUUCACAAAUUAAUAGAACUAGAUUCACACGAAUCACAACCCAUGUGACACAACCCACAAACAUGGGAACAUUGCCUAAUCUUUUAAGGAGAUAUGACUCCAAACCUGUAGCAGUGACAUAACUUGUUCUUGGUGUGCUCUCUCUCUCUCCCUCUCUCUCUCUCUCUUUGGACUUUGGAUUGGCAGAGAGAGAAUCCACCGCCUUAACCAUUUGCUGAACCGAUUCUGGAGGAAUAGCAGAAACUCAUGUUGUCUGAUGCUUAAAGUGCAUGCUAGCUUCACUUGAUAUGCAGCACUAGAAUGUUGUGAGGAGGGAAACAAGAUACUUUGUAAAAAAAAUAAAGAAAAAAAUAAAAAAGACCAGCUGGGGACCCUAAGUGUACAGUAAGGGUCUAGAUUAAAGUUAAAUUAUGAAUUGAAUGCUGACUGUUUGUAUGAACGGAUGGAGCACACACUAUUAUUUUCUCUUAUUUGAGCUAUUUUAUGCAGUUAGCCUUAAUGCCGAAAAGAGGAAUUUUGUAGUUUGUAGUAGAAAUACUUUAGCAACACAGAGCUGAUUUAGUAUAAAAAAAAUGCCUUAUUGUUGCAUUUUAUUUAUUUUGCAAAUCAGUGUUUGGACCAAAUAUAUUUUUCAGAGAUUUCCAAAAA